Molecule: messenger RNA, 2178 nt
Organism: Humulus lupulus (European hop)
Lineage: Eukaryota; Viridiplantae; Streptophyta; Magnoliopsida; Rosales; Cannabaceae
Product: protein FAR1-RELATED SEQUENCE 5-like
Exons: 2
Coding region: 1-2178 (725 amino acids)
Molecular function (GO): zinc ion binding
Source: RefSeq, a predicted model, not a curated record
AUGGAAAGUGGCAUCUGUACAGUACCGGGCCAAGUUAAAUUUUUCAAUAAAGAUCCACAAGAACUAUCAAAAGAAGACAUCGUACAUCAACACCUUAAUACCCUUCAAGAAUGGGAAGAUUUUUAUUACACGUACUCCCAAUGGAUGGGGUUUAGUAUUAGAAAAGAAGAUGUUCGCCGCGAGAAGGCCGAUAACUCAGAGUGGCAAAGAAAAUGGGUUUGCUCGAAACAGGGCUUCAGAAGAGAGAAGUGGAAAAACCUAACUAACCGAAAGAAAACACCCAGAGCCAUUACCAGGACAGGUUGUCUCGCAGUACUCCGAGUAAACUUGGAUAGGUCGGAUAACACAUGGGUGGCGAAAGACUUUAACCCAGUUCAUAAUCAUGACCUAGCUGCAAAGACAGAGCUACAUUUCCUGCGAUCCAACCGAGCUAUACCAGAAUGUAUAGGUGCACAGGUCAUUUCAAUGAGACGAUCGGGCAUACGCACUUGCCAUAUAUUAAAUCAUCUAGCACGAGAAAGGGGAGGACGUGAGUAUCUUCCAUUCAUGAAAAAGGAUCUUUAUAAUUGGAUUGGUCGCCAAAGACGACAAGAAGCAGAAGAAGGGGAAACAGACGCUGAAGGUGCACUCGGUUACCUAGAAUGUCUCGGUUUGCGUGACCCUGAUUUCUAUGAAACACACACAAUUGACAAGGACUUCAUAUUGGCAGACCUGUUCUGGGCCGAUGGAAAUUGUCGUAGAGAUUACAAUUUGUUCGGCGAAAUCAUGGCUUUUGACACGACAUAUAGGAAAAAUGCAUACAACAAACCAUUACUAAUCUUCGUCGGGGUGAACCAUCAUUUCAGAACAAUUGUUUUUGCAGUUGCAUUGUUAUACGAUGAGACGGAGGAGACAUACAUAUGGGUUUUACAAGAAUUCUUAGAGUGCAUGAAAAACAAGGCACCGCAUGUUAUUGUCACCGACGGAGACCACGCUAUGGCAAACGCAAUAAAGUUUGAGGAUACUUGGAACAAUAUGGUCUCAGAAUUCCAUCUUCAAGAAAGUCGCUGGGCAAAAACAACUUACGCCAACCGUAAAAGUUGGGCUGAGUGUUUCCUUCGUGGAAACUUCUUCGCGGGUCUUACAACCACCCAAAGGUCCGAGUCAAUCAAUUCCUACCUAUCGCACUUCCUAACGAGCAAACUUAAGCUUAGGGAUCUUGUCGGCCAAGUUGAUGCAGCCAUACAGAACAUUCGCCACACCAAAAGGGAGGAUGACUUCAUCAGUAACCACACUUUGCCCAGUAUACCAACAAACGUCCUCCACCAGUACUACCAACAAGUUGCCUCCAUUCUUACAAGGACCAUGUACGAAAAGGUGGCAGAGCAAAUCAGUAGUGCUCUUUCAUACUCAGUUGACUCCGCAGAUGUAACAGUUAACAGUCGGUCGUACUACUUGACACGUUUCCCAAAAGGACUAGUACGGAUUCAAGUGAACUACGACACUGACCAUGGACACAUCAAUUGUACAUGUAUGAUGUUCGAGUCCGAUGGAAUUCCAUGUCGUCAUAUAUUCGCUGUUAUGAAGCACUUGAACAUACCUUGCAUUCCAGACUUUCUGUUUAAGGCUAGAUGGAGGAAGGAUGCUAAGAGCUCGGUUGAAUUGAAUGGUUUCCCCCAUUCUAGGGUGCCCACUGAUGUGUUGGUAUGUACAAGAUGGGGAUCAUUAACAUCACGGUUCAAUGCAAUGGGAUACUUUGCGACCAAGCAAAGCGACACUUACGAAGAGGCCAUGAAUGAGAUGUCUCGGUUGGAGGAGAAAUUUAAGUCAAUGUGCUUCCAAUUUUGUAAUCAAUCCGGUGACGCAAACAUUGAGCAAAAUGAGAACCACUCCCACCCAUCUAACAGAGGGAUCCGAGAUCCAGCUUUAAUUUGGACUAAGGGGAGGGAACCUAAUAAAAAGUCAAAAGGAAAGGAGAAGGAGCAUGAUAACAAGGUGGCUAACAAGAGAAGAUGCAGAAACUGCAACGAGUUAGGGCACAACAAGGCAACUUGCAAAGUUCAACCUCAAAUUCAAAUGACUCAACAAUUUCAACCAUUUUCUAAGUUUCCAUCCACAGAAGCAAGUGUAUGUUGUGGCUUCAUCCAGCCUGGAGAAAGCAAUGACGAUGGCAAUAAUGACACAUCUACACCAUGGUAA